UGCCCGCCGGCGGGUGGGUGCUCCGCCGCGGCGCUUGGGCCUCCAGCCGCCCCCGGCGCCUCGAGGGGAGGCGUGGAAGCCCCUGGGGCAGCGCGGGGUGCGAGGUUCCCCCGGCGGGGGCCUUGGGGGGCUCAGGCUGCAGCGUCCGUCGGGUGGGAAGCGCUUUUCGUCCUUAGCAGCUGCUAGCGAAAGGCGGAAUCCGGUCGUACUCCUUUCGCAGAGCUCUGCUCCCGUUCGUGACCGGGAAUUUCAGGCACUGCCGUCUUGCCUUAUUCUUGGAGUGAAGUUUGGCGCCCCAGAAUUACGGAAACAUGAAUAUCCUUUGGCCAGAGCUAAAAGUGUAGAUGCUUGUAUUUUCAUCAGCCAUGCAUAUGUUCUUUUAUAUUUCUGCUUAGAAUACUUUCGAUGGAAGGAAAACCAGUCCUAUGUUUUGAUUCUUUUAUUUCACGAAUAGUGAUAGCAGUGAUAUCGUUGCACCUGGAAGUUUCCCAUACCUUUUAAGCAAACAGUUAAAGGGUAAUUCUGGAAGCUAUGGACAUACUCUUUAGAAUAAGAGGAGGAUUGGAUCUUGCAUUUCAGAUAGCAACUACUGAUGAGGCAUCAACAAAAAAGGCAUUAGGAUAUGUUUUCAGCGAUCUUGCAAAUAAACUGUCCUCGGAUGUUCUUGUAUUAAGAAUUUGCCACAGUUCGCUCUAUGUGUGGCCUAACAGUGGUAUGAACACUGUUCCAGAGCUGACUGAUGAUUCUGCUUGCAAGGAGAUAAGACGAUUUAUACAAUUUGAUCCAGAUGAUGAGACCAAACGAAAGCUUGGCAAAAAAAAGGAUAGAAAGUUACAAGAUACGCAGCAGAUAGUCAAUAUAGACCUCAUGUUGGAAAUGACAUCUUCAUUACCUGCUUUGGCUCCAGUCAUUGAGAGGGAAAAUAAGGAACACCACUACAUUAACAUGACGUUACCAGUUGAUGUUGUUGUAUCUGUUUCUCCAGAAGAAACAUGGGGAAAGGUACAAAAUCUCCUGGUGAAAGCAAUUCACAGGCAAUUAACUGACAUGGAGAGAUGUAUCAUGAAAUACAUGAAGGGAACAUCAAUUGUCGUACCAGAACAAUUUCAUUUUAUGUUACCAGGGAAAAAUGAUCUUGUAACCAUCUCAUAUCCUAUAGGUAUUCCAGAUGAUCAACUGGAAAGUUACAGAAAGGAAUUACAUGGGUUAUUCAGUCUGCCUUGUGACAGACCAUAUUUCAAGAGAGCAAAUGCUUAUCACUUUCCAGAUGAACCAUAUAAAGAUGGCUAUCUAAGAAAUCCACAUUUACAUCUUAAUGCACCUGGUACAGAGUCUGGAAUGGUUUACUUAGUCCAUGGUGUAUAUAGUUACCACCACUAUAUGCAGGAUCGGAUUGACGACAGUGGUUGGGGCUGUGCGUAUCGGUCUUUGCAGACCAUCUGUUCUUGGUUCAAGCACCAAGGUUACAUUGAUGCACCUGUACCAACACAUAAGGAAAUUCAACAGGCACUGGUUGAUGCUGGAGACAAGCCUGCAGCAUUUGUUGGGUCGCGGCAAUGGAUUGGUUCCAUUGAGGUACAGCUGGUUUUGAAUCAGCUUUUUGGAAUAACAUCAAGAAUACUAUUUGUAAGCCAGGGUUCUGAACUAGCGUUGCAGGGAAGAGAGCUUGCUAAUCAUUUCAAGACUGAAGGAACUCCAGUUAUGAUUGGUGGAGGUGUUUUGGCUCACACAAUACUAGGAGUGGCUUGGAAUGAGAUGACAGGGCACAUAAAAUAUUUGAUUCUAGACCCACAUUACACUGGAGGAGAAGAUUUGCACGUUAUUUUGGAAAAGGGCUGGUGUGGUUGGAAGGGCCCGGACUUUUGGAACAAGGAUGCUUACUAUAAUCUCUGUCUACCUCAACGACCAAAAACUAUUUAAAUUCCACUCUUAUGCUGGAAGAUGCUAAACUAGAAUACUAGCUUAGAUACAACUGUCUUGUUAUUUAUCAGAAUAAUGCUUUAAGUCAAUCAAAACCCAGUUGAAAUAGAAACGUUGCUUGAGUGAUUUAAAUUAAGAAUAUUUUUUUUUAAAUGAAACCUCUAAAAGUAAGAGUUGUAUGCUGUGAAUUGUAUUUGUUACAUUUAAUUAACAAAUACUCUUUAUUUUGGCUAGAAUAAGUAUAUAGCAUUUUUUAUUAUGCUAAAAUUUUUACAGAUUAAAUGCCCAGUCCUUUUAUUUUAUGGAAUUCUUUCUUGCCAAAAAGAUGAACUGCCCUCUACCUUUCAGGUUUCAUAUAGCCAGGGGUGUUGUGCACUAUGAAUCACUUGAAAGGCUUUGCUGCUGGAACUGUUGGUAACAGCAUUUUAGAAGAGGAGUGGGAGAAAACUGGCCAUAUGUACUGAAUGUUAUGAACUUUUUUCUUGUACUUACACAAAGAAAAACAUGAGAGAAUUGAUUUUUCUAUGCUCAUUUAUUUAUAAUUUUAUGAAUACCACUAUUCUAGGAAAAAAAGUCUUCUGUAAGAAGUAAAAAUAAAUUAGCUUUCCUCCUUCUCAGAAGGAGACCAUGUACCAGCAUACAUCCAGCUGCUUAGUGCACAGUCCAGUCAUGUUUCUCCAGAAUUUGGACUCCCCUUGAUUUCAUUUUGGCAUUUCAAAUUGCUUCUUUUGUCAGCAAGGAGUGAAGAUCUGUCAUACAAAAAACCAAGAGUAAGUCUGUGUCUAAUGCCAUCAAAACAUGCUGUUAGUAAAGGCUGUCUUUGUGAGCAACUCUAUCAGUAAAAGUACCUUCCAUGUCUUUUUUUAUCUCCCAUAUGUUAAAGUAGCCUGUUCACUGGCAUUCCCAUACACUGCCAAUUUCUUACAAGACCAUAAACUUAAAUACCCGUGCAAGCUGAUCCUUAGUAAAAGGCUUCUAAAUCCAACUGCUACGUAUCCAAUGCCAAAUGUAUUUAUUUAAAAGCCAGAAGUAUUUUUUUUAAAAAGAAAAAUAUUCUGCAUUGUAGCAAACCAAUGAUAUUACACACCAUCUGAUCUCCUCCUCUUCCUGCUUAUGGCUCUGCUAGUUUCACUUUCUUGUUUAUGUGCAGGUGGAUCCUCUCUCAGCAGGCCACAUUUGUCACUUAGUGAGUGGACAGACUGUCCUCUCAGUUUCAUUGUCUGAGUGUGCUGAACUGUGGUGAGGAACUUGGCACAUUCCAGAAAGCCAUAAUCCAGUGCAAGAUCUGCUGCUGUUUGUCCCCUGUUGUUGCACAAGCUGAAAAAAAGAAUUAACAUUAACCAUUCAAUUAAAUUAGAAUACCUAUUAUGAGCGAGAACUGGUCAAGAUUAAUGAAAUGGUAACUAUAGACAGAAGUAAAAAGAAUCAAUACUACGCAGACUUGCCAAGGGUAGCAUGGGGAUCUGCUUGCACAGAAGGCUGGUAUUAAAUGCAGUAAGGACUAGUUAUUUUAAAAUAAAUUUUUCACCAGACUAUGACUGGCUUAGUGUAUCACAAAGGCAAGAGGAAGGUGAGCGCAGCCUUAGUCAGAAUGGAAAAUCUAACAAGAAGAGAACUUAUUAUCAGGAAUAUUAUCCUAGUGGUUACUAUGGUGGGCUUUAUCAUGGAACUAAACAUCAGCAUAUGCCUUUUAAUACUGCUCUUAUGACUAUAGUCAGACUAGAUGUACAGUCUUAGUAUGCACGCUGAACAAGUACUGUGUAAAAUACACGUAUCCUUUGACCCUGCUACUGAAAUGACUAUAAAUGUAGCUCAACUUACUCAAUUUUGGCAUCACCAGCGACAAGGAGAGCAAGACAUUCCAAACUCCCAACUUUGGCUGCUUUAUGAAUUGGGGCUUCUCCGAGGCAAUCCUAAAACACAAUUUAUAAAAUAAGUUAUUAAUAAGUUAUUUGAUGGGAGUAGGGUGAAGCUAUCUUGUUCUCCAACAUGACUGUUUACGAAGUGUUACUCUGUCUACUAGUUUGUUGCAAGCUGAGAGAGAUUAAAGAAAUACUGUAGUAAAUUAUACUCAGUAACUGCCAUUAAAUGUUAAGUGUAUUUAUCACAGCAAAGUAGAAAUACUGUCCCAUGCAAUACUCACUGUUUAACCUUUACCUUCUAAAAUAUUAUUUAUAUAGAAUACACUCUGUACACUGAUUAACAGCAUCUUUCAGCACUGACCAGUGAUUGCUGUGAACAACAAUUUGCUGCUACCAGCUCAGAGGUAUCAGCAAAUUAAACUUUACACCUAAAGGAAAAAUCCUUAUGUUUACUGGUAAAAAUUCAGAGGAAAAAGAAAUACUUAUUUGUGUAAGAGAAUUAAGUUUGUUUUUUUUCCACUGCAUGCAGCACUGUAAGUGUGAAAAUUGCAUCCUAUGUAGCAGAUGAAACAGCUAAUGCAAUAUAGAUAGGAUUUCUGGUUCAUGCUAGAAUAAAAUUACUCUAAAAUAAGCAAUCCCAGAUACUUCAUGCAAUACAACUCUGUUUAUAAAACCUCUCAAAUAAAAAUAAAAUUUAAUCAUAUAAAUUGUA
Molecule: messenger RNA, 4494 nt
Organism: Apus apus (common swift)
Lineage: Eukaryota; Metazoa; Chordata; Aves; Apodiformes; Apodidae
Gene: UFSP2
Product: UFM1 specific peptidase 2
Exons: 12
Coding region: 532-1920 (462 amino acids)
Source: RefSeq, a predicted model, not a curated record